Molecule: messenger RNA, 945 nt
Organism: Echinops telfairi (small Madagascar hedgehog)
Lineage: Eukaryota; Metazoa; Chordata; Mammalia; Afrosoricida; Tenrecidae
Product: olfactory receptor 4F3/4F16/4F29-like
Exons: 1
Coding region: 10-945 (311 amino acids)
Biological process (GO): G protein-coupled receptor signaling pathway
Cellular component (GO): membrane
Molecular function (GO): olfactory receptor activity; G protein-coupled receptor activity
Source: RefSeq, a predicted model, not a curated record
GACAAAUCAAUGGAUGGGGCAAAUCACUCUGUGAUAUCAGAGUUUGUGUUCCUGGGACUCUCCAAUUCCUGGGAGAUCCAACUUGUCCUCUUUGUAUUCUCCUCCGUGUUUUACGUGGCAAGCAUGUUGGGAAACUCCCUCAUUGUCCUCACUGUGGCCUGGGACUCUCACUUACACUCUCCCAUGUACUUUCUGUUGGCUAAUCUCUCCUUCAUUGACCUCGGUGUUUCUUCUGUCACUUCCCCCAGAAUGAUUUAUGACAUUUUCAGAAAGCGCAAAGUCAUCUCCUUUGAAGGCUGCAUUGCUCAGAUCUUCUUCAUCCAUGUCAUAGGCGGUGUGGAGAUGGUGCUGCUCAUAGCCAUGGCCUUUGACAGAUAUGUGGCCAUCUGUAAGCCUCUCCAUUAUUUAACUAUUAUGAGCCCAAAAAUGUGUAUUUUGCUCUUGGCUGUUUCUUGGAUAAUUGGUUUGAUUCACUCUGUGGUCCAAUUAGUUUUUGUUAUCAAAUUGCCAUUUUGUGGUCCUAAUGUGCUUGACAGCUUCUACUGUGACCUUCCUCGAUUUAUCAAACUUGCCUGCAUAGACACUUACAAACUAGAGUUCAUGGUCACAGCCAACAGUGGAUUUAUAUCUCUGGGGUCGUUCUUUAUACUGAUCAUUUCCUACAUGUUUAUCCUGAUUACAGUUCGGAAACACUCAAGUGGCUCGUCCAAGGCUCUGUCCACUUUGUCAACUCACAUCAUGGUGGUGAUUUUGUUCUUUGGUCCUUGCAUCUUUGUUUACACCUGGCCUCACCCAACAUCACAGCUGGACAAAUUCCUUGCCAUUUUUGAUGCAUUUCUCACUCCUUUUCUGAAUCCAGUAAUCUAUACAUUCAGGAACAAAGAGAUGAAGGUGGCAAUGAGGCGAGUGUGCAGUCAAUUUAUUGUUUACAGAAAAAUUUCUUAA